Python bivittatus (Burmese python) is the source of this 2284-nucleotide messenger RNA. It is a transcript of the gene TNFSF15, whose product is annotated as TNF superfamily member 15. The record is from RefSeq and is a predicted model, not a curated record. Gene Ontology annotation, molecular function: tumor necrosis factor receptor binding. Gene Ontology annotation, cellular component: membrane. Lineage: Eukaryota; Metazoa; Chordata; Lepidosauria; Squamata; Pythonidae. Gene Ontology annotation, biological process: immune response.
UCCCCCGCAGCGGGGACUUUCCUUUCGCUUCCUCCUUCGCCGGUCCCACCCUCCUCUGCCGGAGCGAGGAAACGCGCGCGAGCGCUCCUUUUCUCUCCCCACUCGCUCUCGUGUGUGCGCCUUUCCCAAGGCUCGUAGGUGUGGCAGCAACCCGGCCGGGCCGAAAAAGGCGUGGUUCCACCCCCUCGACACGUUUCUCCGGAGAAUGGACCAGCCUACCCAAAUUCUGCCUAUUUAUACCAUGGCCUUCCGACCCCAAGAGCCACAUCGCUCGCUGGGCGCCCCUCGGAGAAGCCAUGCCUUCUCGGGAGCUGGGAACCGUGUCCGGAGACGCGGACUGCUGCAGGUGCGGGCGGCACUCUAAGAAACGCAAGAGCAAAUUGCUCUCCUGCCUCUUGGGUCUCUCGCUGCUGGGGAUGUUCGUCUUGGCUCUGCCGGUGCUGUACCUGCUAAGCGGGAGGUUUUCGGAAAAACCAGCCCCAGAGGAGAUGCCAACUGCAGAAAUGCCUGAUGCACAGAGACAGCACGAUGUUCCACCUUGCAACUGCUCCGAUUCAAACAUCCGACCAAGCGUUCAUGUCGCAGCCGACUUUGAUAAGAUUUCUAAGGAAAAAUGUUUGGCACCACAGUAUCCAGCCCUCUAUUGGUACAAUCCCGAGGAAGAGGGUGAAGGCCAAAUCAAGUUGGGUGAUGAAGGGAAGCAUUUGAUCAUCCCUAAAGAUGGAAGAUAUUUUGUUUACUCUCAGGUCACUUUCUACUGUCCUGAUAGUACUUGUGAAGGUGUCACUUACUGUGAAAAGUCAGCAGUUGAUGAAACCAUGGUGACCCAGAUGAUUUCACACCAAAAUACGGCUUAUGAUGGGGCCCUCAGCACAGUCUUCCUCUCCAGCAGUUCCAUCGACAAGACUAAAUGGAGUAAAACAUUGUACCUGGCAGGAAUCAUACAGUUAAAGAAAGAUGACAAACUUAUGGUUAAUGUUUCCAAUCCUCAGCUGGUACAGGCAAACAAGCCUGAGUUCACUUUCUUUGGUUUAUAUUUAAUUACCUAAACAUAAGAACUCAUAAAGUGCCUAGCAUCAGUGUCAGGGUUUGGCCGCUAUGGGUUGGCUGGUUUUGCUAAACUAGGUGCUGUUGAAAAAGUGAAAGGAAACUCAGGGCUAGGGUUGUUUUCAAAAAUGUCCCCGUCUUAUUGGGAAAUACUACAUUCCCUGCUGCUACUUCUAAAGAAGAGCAGAGAAAGUUGAAAGGUCCAUCUUUUGUCGAAAAGGAAGCUCCUCCUAUUUAAUUGCUUCUGUUCGGCUUCCUCCCUUGACCAGUUAUCUCAAGCGGUUUUCGUUGGCCCGCUGCUCAGGGAAUCCUCAGUGCAUAAGGUAUACUCCCACAUGGGCAAACCUUUGGUCCACACCCUUAAUAAGCCAGAGCACAUGUGUCUGUCAAUACAAACACAGUGUUAAAAAAUUAGUCCUAUUACUACUAUCCACUGCAUAGAUGGCCACAGGAAAACACACGUUCAACUGACAGAGGCUGCCCAAACUCCUGUUCUAAGCAAUAGGUAAAAAUUGGACUUCAAGAGGUGCCACAUGUAAGUCAGAGUGACUUAAAGGAGUGAUAGUUCAGCACGGCUGGUGGGAAGAGUUCAUGGGACUCCUUAUCUACAGAGACUUUGCCUUUGUGGAUCCAGGGAGGUAGAAACUCUUACCCUGUUCUCCUACAGUAUCCUUUUAUGAUAUCCCAAGAUGUAUUUUGACCUCCCCAAUCAUCUCUAAAUUUGAGGGCCAGGCUGAUCAGUUUAAUGUUUAUUAUUUUUUAAGGGACACUAACUCUACAAUUCACAUACCAGGUGGCCAAAUAUCGUCAUUGAGUCAUAUAACUACGCAAAAAUUUUAAUGAGAUAUGUUGUUUUACUGUCUUAGUGUUUUCUUUAUUUCGCUGAUAAUGAAUGCUGCACCAAGCUAUUGCUCUUUUCCUACUGUAAAGGCUGCUCAAAUACCGUAAUAAAGGUAUUUGAUUUGGGUGACGCUGGGCCAGAUAAAGAGACAGUGGAGAGCUAUGACCAAAUGUUGCAAAAGACACUGAUUCUGAUGGUGACAGACAUGGUCUUUGCAACCUCCACCAAUCCCCAGUUCUUUGGUUUCUUCCCCCCACCCCUUCCAAGUGCAUUUUUAUUUAUUACACCAAUUUGCAUGCCACCUACUUAGGUGAUUAUCUGCUGCCUUUUUAAAGGUUUCUUUCCUCCUUCCUUGGAUUGAUUGAUUGAUUGAUUGAUUAUAUGCCAUCAAGUCAU